AGAAAAUUCCUUUAAAUGCAUUAUCUUUAAUUUUUUUUGCUAAAAUAUUUUGAGAGAUAUUAGAAAUGGAGGAAGUAUUUCGUAUUGCCGUCGGGGCACACACACUGAAAGGCUAACCCCAUUGUUCCCCACAACCGCCUUUCAAGGUCAAUGAAGUGUUCUCCUUCAUCCCAGUCGCCUCACAGAAAAUCCAAAUGAAGUGCUAUUACUAAUGAAAUCCAAAGGCAGGUGGCCAGAUGACGGGAUCUGAUUGCAAAAUCAAUGGAAGUAAGAUCGUGCCUUGUAGAGGGAGUGGUAUAACAUAGUGCGAAGCCCGACAUUUGUUUCUUCCCACCUCCAAAAAUCAACUGGUGGUGCCUUCCUACUUCAGACAGCCAUAUCUCAUCCGAGGUAUUUUCUGAGAAUGGGCAAAUGUGAUGAUAUCGAGCUUGUGGAGGCAAAAUUUCCACCCUUUCGUGAUCUUGCAUCCAGUUGUAAUGGAUUAGUGCUGAUGGUUCAUUUAAAUUGCAGAGAGUUGCAUGUUAUUAAUCCUGUUUUAAAGCAGCAGCUAACCCUCCCUCCACACCCUAAUAAUUUUGUCGCCAGGAAAUUCAGCAAUCUUGUAUAUGCUGCUGCAUCUGGAGUGUACAAAGUGGUAGUUUGCACUAGCUGGGGUUGUCCAACUGUAUUAACUGUGGGGGAUAAGGAAUGGAGACCCCUUCAGAGAAGCUGCUUACUUAAUAGUAUUGUUGGCAAUUUGUCUAUAAAUCGCCCUUUAUCCCUGGGAGGUUUUCUUUACUGGGUUUCAGAGUGUGCCGCAUUUGUCAUAAGCUUUAACGCUGAAGCUGAGACAUUUCAAGAGAUUCCGUUUCCACAAGGCUGCACGAGUGGGUCUCCAGUGACAUUGAUAGAAAUGGGGUGCUUUCCUUGCCUGAUGCGGUGGAAAGAAACAUUGAUAUGGGAGCUCUGGGUGUUGAGGGAUAAUGAAAAUGCACGGUGGGAGAAGACGACGUCGGAUGUUAAUUUACGGGGUCAGAGCAGUUUGAUCAAAGUUUAUACUGAUCGUGACAGAUGUUUUUUCCUGCCUUUGGGAUGGUUGAAAUGUGGCGAGCUGAUGGCAUUUCUUGCACCAUCAGGACAAUCAAGAGUCAUAGUUUACAGUGUCAGUUUGGGGAAAAUUCAUUCCAUAUUACUGAUGGAACCCAGAAUGCAUUAUUGCAAUGCUUUUUUCGUUCCUCAUGUCAAUAGCUUGGUGUCCCUCAGCAACUAUUGCUCCAGUUGUUGAUUCAAGCUUUCUUACUGUUUUAUGAAUAUUAAUUUAUUUGACAAACUUCUAGCUAGAGUUCUUGUACUCUUGAUUUUCUUGCCUUCCCUGGUAGUGCCUAAGAACCUCCAAUGAAGACGCGGCGAUAAGAACAUUCCAGAUGACUUGAACGAUUGUCCGUUCAUACAGAACUCUGGCCAUGUCAGUCAAGAUGAGUUUCAAGACACAAUUCAAGCCGAAUGCCAUUUUACUAGGCCUAAGGUUGAUGGACAGAAUAAUUGUUUGAAUGAUGGUGCAUAUGUGAAUAUGAAAUCCUUAUGAAGUAAUAAGUUUAUGGGUCAGUGGUGAAUAAUUCAACGCAGUCCUUGAUGUAGCAGUAUGACAGUAGGUACUGCUCUUAUAUGCUCUCUAAGUAGGGGAAGCAUGAAAGUGGAAGCAUCCCUUGGAGAUUCGAUCAUCUGUAUUUUUUUCAAAUCAGUUGCCUCUUCAUCUAACUCUAUAGUCUCCUUAUUGCCUGACAUUAUCACAAUUGAUCAUCACAUUCAGGCUAACAACAAGCAUUUGUAAUCCAUUUCUGAUAUUCCUAACUACUUCCGUU
Molecule: messenger RNA, 1841 nt
Organism: Cuscuta campestris
Lineage: Eukaryota; Viridiplantae; Streptophyta; Magnoliopsida; Solanales; Convolvulaceae
Source: the annotation of a GenBank genome assembly